Ceratina calcarata is the source of this 1131-nucleotide messenger RNA. RefSeq names its product odorant receptor Or2-like. Gene Ontology annotation, biological process: sensory perception of smell; detection of chemical stimulus involved in sensory perception of smell. The transcript has 5 exons. Gene Ontology annotation, molecular function: odorant binding; olfactory receptor activity. The coding region runs from base 1 to 978 and encodes 325 amino acids. The record is from RefSeq and is a predicted model, not a curated record. Gene Ontology annotation, cellular component: plasma membrane. NCBI's taxonomy places the organism in Eukaryota, Metazoa, Arthropoda, Insecta, Hymenoptera, Apidae.
AUGAUCGUCCUAUUUAAGAUCGGCGUUCUAUACGCGCACAGAACCGAAUUCUAUAAUUUAGUUAGAUUCACGGAAGAGAACUUCUGGCACUCGAAUUACAAUCUCGAAGAGAAAUUAAUCAUAGAUGAUUGCAAAAAGCUUUGCGCUAUUUUCAUCAUUACCCUCAGCUUCUCUGCCCAAGGCACUUGCUGUGGUUACAUGGUUACACCGAUUUUAGCAAAUGUUGGGAAAAAUCAAUCGGAAAGAGUGUUACCGUUCAACAUGUGGGUCGAUUUUCCUACAGGAUUAUCGCCUUACUUCGAAGUGAUUUUUAGCGUUCAGAUACUCUGCGUGUAUCACAUAGGCGUAUGCUACAUCUGCUUCGACAGUUUCUUAUGCAUCGUGAAUCUUCACGUAGCUGGUCAAUUUCGCAUACUACAGUACAGACUGAUGAAGUUAAACGAAGAGAUCAGGCAUGGAACAAACACGCUGUCGUCCACUCUUAAUAAUAAAUUGAAAAAUUGUAUACAGUAUCAUCAAACACUUACUGAGUAUUGCGACGAGUUGGAAAACAUAUUCACAUUGAUGGUGCUUGGCCAGGUGCUGUUUCUUGCCAUUGUACUAUGCCUCGUGGGAUGCCAACUAUUUCUGAUAGAUACACCAGCCUCGAGGAACGUCAGUUUGGUCCUAAACUUGAUUGGCGUUCUCUGCCAACUUUACAUGUUCACUUAUAGCUGCGAUGGUUUGAUACAAGAGAGCAUCAAUGUUCGCAAUGCAGUUUUCAUUGGGACACCGUGGGCCUAUCUGCCCAUAGACAAAGCUGGGAAAGACGUGCGUCGGAAAGUAAUGAUGAUGAUCAUGAGAACGAAUCGAUACUCCUGCUUAACAGCCAGCGGAUUCUUUCCUGUUUCCCUGGAAACUUAUACGGGGGUUUUAAGUACGGCAUUGUCGUACUUCACAUUGCUCAGAGAAUCGUCUCGAGAUCUAGUAAAUCCAUAAGAAAAUUUACACGCCAUGACUACUUGAAGUAAAGAAAAUGUACAUGAAAUAAUCUAUUCAAUUUUUGUUGAAAUGUUCGCGAUUCUCUUCCUUCUGUGAUACCUUCUCAUACGUUGGGCAACUCCUAAUCGAUAUCUAUUAUCCAUUGUGAUA